Molecule: messenger RNA, 4297 nt
Organism: Ostrinia furnacalis (Asian corn borer)
Lineage: Eukaryota; Metazoa; Arthropoda; Insecta; Lepidoptera; Crambidae
Product: ATP-binding cassette sub-family G member 4
Exons: 12
Coding region: 123-2219 (698 amino acids)
Biological process (GO): transmembrane transport
Cellular component (GO): plasma membrane
Molecular function (GO): ATP binding; ATP hydrolysis activity; ABC-type transporter activity
Source: RefSeq, a predicted model, not a curated record
CAGAGGCCGACGUUCAUGGAUGCAGUCGGUGUCGGCACGUGGCGCGCGCCGCACGUAUCUCGCGCCUUUGUCCUUUGUGACGUAUAAUGACAGUUUGAUUACAAUAGCCAUUGUGUUUCAAAAUGAAAGUGGAUAAGGAACUGAGUCUCGCGGGCCCGGUGGAAACUAAGCCGAUUAUGUCUGACAGGAAGGGGAGCCUGAAGGUGACCAUCACCCCGGCCCAGCACAAGACCCUCACGCACUUGCCGAAGAGGCCUCCAGUGGACUUGGCCUUUACAGACCUGACGUACCGCGUGCAGGAAGGCAGAAAAAGCAAUGUGAAGACAAUCCUGAAGUCGGUGUCAGGACGGCUGCGCUCCGGCGAGCUGACCGCCAUCAUGGGCCCGUCCGGCGCCGGCAAGUCCACUUUGCUCAACAUCCUCACCGGUUACAGGACCUCAGGCAUGGAAGGCAGCAUCACGGUCAACGGCAUGGAGCGCAACCUGUCCAGCUUCCGCAAGCUGUCCUGCUACAUCAUGCAGGACAACCAGCUGCACGGCAACCUGACGGUGGAAGAAGCCAUGUCCGUCGCCACGGCUCUCAAGCUGCCGUCGGCUACUGCUAAGGUGGAUAAGGAGGAAGUGAUCCAAGAGAUCCUCGAGACUCUUGGCCUAUCCGAACACCACAAGACCAUGACGUCUAACCUCUCCGGCGGCCAGAAGAAGCGUCUGUCCAUCGCGUUGGAGCUCGUCAACAACCCGCCCAUAAUGUUCUUCGACGAGCCCACGUCUGGGCUUGACAGUUCCUCGUGCUUCUCGUGUAUUUCCCUGCUGAAGACGCUGGCUCGAGGAGGCCGCACUAUUAUCUGUACUAUUCACCAGCCGUCGGCGAGGCUGUUUGAAAUGUUCGACCAUUUGUAUACCCUCGCGGAUGGGCAGUGCGUGUACCAGGGCAGCACGGGGAGAUUGGUGGAGUGGCUGGGCACCCUGGGCUUGCAGUGCCCCUCAUACCACAACCCGGCGUCCUUUAUCAUCGAGGUCUCCUGCGGGGAAUACGGUGACAACACUGGCAAGCUGGUGCGCGCCAUCGACAACGGGAAAAACGACAUAAGGGACGGCGUCCCAUUCCCCGACAGCAAAAUCCCGGAGUACAACAACAAACGGGACAUGGAGGCGUCGCUCAACGCUGCCCGGGACAAGAACGACCUGUCCCAAUUGCAGGAGAAGUUCCGGGACGCCAACGGGAACGGGAACGGAAACCUGCAGAACGGGAUUCUGCAGUACGCGGUUGGAGAGGUCGCUAAGGGUAACGGUGAACCCCUGGUAGUGCAGAUGGAAUCCGAGAAGCAGGACAACGCGUCGGUGGCGCUGCUGGGCGACGAGGCGAGCCCGCGUCGCUACGCCACGUCCGAGUUCAAACAGUUCUGGGUCGUGCUCAAGAGGACGCUGCUGUUCAGCAGGAGGGACUGGACGCUGAUGUAUCUACGUCUGUUCGCUCACAUCCUGGUGGGCUUCCUGAUCGGCGCGCUGUACUACGACAUCGGCGACGACGGCUCCAAGGUGCUGUCCAACCUCGGCUUCCUCUUCUUCAACAUGCUGUUCCUCAUGUAUACCUCCAUGACCAUCACUAUACUUAGUUUUCCACUGGAGAUGCCUGUGCUAGUGAAAGAACACUUCAACCGGUGGUACUCGCUGCGGUCCUACUACCUCGCCAUCACGGUGUCUGAUAUACCAUUCCAGGCGAUUUUCUGCGUGAUCUACGUGGUGAUCGUGUACCUGCUGACGUCACAGCCGGCCGUGUGGUUCCGCUUCGCCAUGUUCCUGUCGUCGUGCCUGCUCAUCUCCUUCGUGGCGCAGAGCGUCGGGCUGGUGGUCGGCGCUGCUAUGAACGUGCAGAACGGCGUGUUCCUGGCUCCGGUGAUGUCGGUGCCGUUCCUGCUGUUCAGCGGGUUCUUCGUGUCGUUCAACGCGAUCCCUAAAUACCUGCGCUGGAUCACUUACCUGUCGUACAUUCGCUACGGCUUCGAGGGCACCGCGCUCGCCACCUACUCCUUUGACCGGCCCAAGCUGCAGUGCCAUCAGACGUACUGUCACUUCAAGAACCCGGAGAUAACCCUGGAAGAACUAGACAUGCAGGACGCAGACUUCACGCUGGACAUCGCAGCGCUGUGCCUGAUAUUCGUGGUGCUCCGUGUGUCUGCCUUCCUCUUCCUUCGUUGGAAGCUCAAAGCUACUCGGUAGGUUCGCUUAUCGUUAGGUAGCCGGCGAGUUACGUCACAAGAAUUGUUAAGGCGAGUGUCUUUUAGGGCGGAGAAUCGAGUUUUGUCGUCUAUAUCUUUGUUUCAGAGUUGAUAAUGUCUCAGGAACUGGAUGUAUUCGAUUACAUCAAACCUGACUCGAUUCUGCGCCUUAAAUUAAUGCAAGCAAUUAUAGAGUCAAGUCACAAAUCUAAACUACAACAAUCUAUCUACAACUAAUCAAUACAAUGUUGUGUCAAUUAACUGGCUGAGCUAAUUUAUAUUAUAUUUUUAUUCAAAUAAGUACCAUUUAAUUCAGACAGAUGAUUUUGUAAAUAUUUUAUUCGCUAUAAUUCUUAAAAUGUUAAGGUAAUUGUGGACCAUCUAAAUCUAUCUUUUUUGACUCAAAUUCGACGUGACUCUAAAAAUGUAAUAAGUGACGUAACUUUAGAAAGGCUUAAACCAUACAGACUUUUAAUUAAAACAUUAAAGACUAAAUUAAACAAGACAGGUUCUAUGUUUAAGAGGUCGAUUGCAACUUAUUCCUUUUGUAGUACAGUCGUUAAUUUACGAAUACGAAUGAAAAGGCAAUGUAUGCCUUGUGCAAAUGCCAACUAAUUUAUGCCUGUGACGACUCACAAUGUCGGAUACAACGGUUGUCUCACUGCUGUACUUGAAGGAAAAAGUUCGAAUCGGCGUUUAGAUAAUUGCGUUACCUUUGUAUACAUUAUUGUGAUAGUUGGUGUUAAUUGUUCGAAUAAACCUUAUGAUAGUUUGUAUUGGCACGAAGGUUUUCACACUUCUAUUCAAACACAUGACAUCGACAAUGGUGCGUAUUCUGAAACACAUUCCUAAAAAUGUAUGCCCCGUUUGAUAUUUCAAACAUAUGCUAUCCUUGUCUACAUAAGUACUGAGUGAGAAGGAUAACAUAAACUAAAUAGUCUUAUGAUUUCAGUAAGAAAAUUGUGUUUCAGAAAAUGCAGCAUUGUGACCACAUAUGAACACGUGGUACUUACAUGAUUAGGGAAUUUAUAUUGUCAGAGAACCCUUAAUUUUUAUAAUAAGGUACGGAUAUACUAUUUAUUAAAUGUGCCUUGAUUUAAACUCGACUUAAUGUAAAAAGUCCAACUGAAAAUUAAUAAUAGUGGACUGUUUAGAACAUGAACAAAAUAUAAACGUAAUUUUUAAUAGUUGUAAGCGUCUUGUGAUAAUUCAACGUUUUCAAAUAUUUCAAAAUAGUUUCCUAACAUUCCUAUUUGUAUAUAAAAUUAUCAAAAUAUCAUAAUUCGUAAUGUAAUGACAGUAUUUAGGCAAAAGAUAAUACAUGUCAUGUCAAAAUACAAAUUUGUCACAGAUUAUGAUGAUAAUUAACACUAAAACCAUUUAUUUUAUAAGUUGGUAGAUCUGAAUUACGCCUGGGCCAUUUCAAUAUUUCGAAAGCUGUACGAUUCUUUGUAUAUUUUCUAGAAAAUGGAAAAUUAGUAACAAAUUGUUUUAUUUUAUUACAAAUCGAGUCGGUCAGAUUGUAAAAGGUGUAUGAAAAAAUCAAGCAUUAAAAUGGCGACGAACAGUUCAUACAAAUGAAACAUUAAAAAAUUGUGAUGAAGACAAGAUUUUUAUAAUUCUUUUUCUUUCUUGGUUUGUAACACUCUUGUAAUGAUGAAAAAUAUACUGCUCUCUCAUAUUCAGUCUUCAAGCGAAAGAUAACACAACCACUAAAAUAAAUCACAACAACCGGCUGUCAGAUUUUGAUCUAACAAAAUGACACGCUCAAAACAAAAUGGCUCGGUGUAAUCAAAACCAAAAUGGUGGCUAUGUGAAAGACAAAUAAUACCUUAUAUAGUUUUGCUCAUGUUGCUAACCGUCUUGCCUUAUUGGCUUGCCUUUAUGUCUUAUAUUCAAAUUAGUCGAUAAACUUAAUUUUAAUGCAAUGGCUAUGUGGUGAGGAUAAAUAAUUGUAAUUAAAUUGUUGUUUUUGCGAAAAUACAUAAUUUUAAGUGAUUAUUUAUCAUUACCACAUUUCAUUAAUAGGCGUAAUAAUCAGGGAUCAUGGUAAUUUCUAUUGCUCUUAAUUAUUAUAAU